AUGACUCCCUCUGGAUUGAGGAGUCUCCUCCUUGGGGCCGUGGCAAUUCUGCCCGGCCUUGUGAUGGGGUCCUAUAACACGAGUUAUUCGCAAACGGAUCUCCUGCGCGCCCAGAUGGCCCUCAUGGGAGAUCGUCCAGAUGGAUGUCCUCCUUGCUUCAACUGUCUUCUCCCGGCCCAUACGUGCGCGCAAUAUGCUGGCUGUAACGAAUUCAAUGGCAAAUGCGACUGCCCAGAGGGAUUUGGCGGCGACGACUGUCUCCAGCCCCUUUGCGGCUCUCUUGCUCGAGGAAAAGACCGACCCAUGCGCUCUGGCGGAUCUUGCAAAUGCGACGAAGGCUGGACCGGAAUCAACUGCAACGUCUGUACCGACAACAAGGCCUGUGACGCAUUGAUGGAGAAUGGCGAGGGCGGUGUCUGCUACCAGAACGGUGAAGUUGUCAACCACAACUAUCAGAUUUGCGAUGUCACCAACGAGAAAAUCACCUCGCUGCUUGGCAAGCAGCGCCCUGAGGUGACCUUCACCUGCAAGCAGGAAGACAAGACCUGUGACUUCCAAUUCUGGGUUGACGCUGUCGAAUCCUUCUAUUGCCACCUCGAGGAGUGCGACUCAAGCGCCGACUGGCAAGAGGCCAAAAACACCACGUCGUACAAGUGCAACAAGAUCAAGUGCAGUUGUGUUCCCGAUCGAAUGCUCUGCGGCAAGGAUGGAUCCAUUGAUCUCACCGAUUUCCUUGACCAAUCCAUCAAAGGUCCCGGACGUUUCGAGUGCACCCAGAAGAAUGGUGGUAUUCACGACUGUGCCUUCAAGGAACCCGAGAUGGAUGCCUUGAUUCUUGCACUUAUCGGCGAUUCUAGUAUUUUCCUCGGCUGCCAUGCUGGUGAAUGUCUCUACAAGACAGAGGUACCAGGAUACAAGCGUCCAGUGAAGAAGAUCAACACACCUCUCAUCGCUGGUGUGAUUGCUGGCUGCUCACUGUUCCUCGUCGCAGUUAUCAUCCUCACCUGGUACCUGUCGAGGCGCAGGCUGAACUAUGGUGCCAUUCGUCUGGAGGAUUCUGACGAUGAGAGCACCAAGUUGAUGGCGGACCACAAGCCCGCGUCACUUUACUUCGAAAACGUCGCCUACUCUCUCAACGGCAAGCAAAUUCUCACUGGCAUCCAAGGCAUCUGCAAGCCAGGAGAAGUUACCGCUAUUAUGGGUGCCUCGGGAGCUGGCAAGACAACAUUCCUCGAUAUUCUGGCACGAAAGAACAAGCGCGGACAAGUUCACGGAGACUUCUAUGUCAAUGGAGAAAAGGUUACUGAUCACGACUUCAAAAAUGUUGUCGGAUUCGUCGACCAGGAGGACACAAUGCUUCCCACUCUCACUGUUCACGAGACAAUCCUCAACAGCGCCCUGCUUCGACUCCCCCGUGACAUGGGCCGUGCUGCAAAGGAGCAGCGUGUGUUGGAGGUUGAGAAGGAGCUUGGCAUUCACCACAUUCGCGAUUCUCUCAUUGGUUCCGAAGAAGGCAAAGGACGUGGUAUCUCGGGUGGCGAGAAGAGACGUGUCGGAAUCGCUUGUGAGCUGGUCACCAGUCCUUCGAUCUUGUUCCUCGACGAACCCACCAGCGGUCUUGAUGCCUACAACGCCUACAACGUCAUCGAGUGCCUCGUUACCCUGGCCAAGAACUACAAGCGAACCGUCAUCUUUACCAUCCAUCAACCCCGAUCCAACAUUGUGGCUCUUUUCGACAGACUGAUUCUGUUGGCUCAAGGACGAACCGUUUAUUCGGGACAAUUCAACCAGUGCCAAAACUACUUUGACGAGAUUGGUUAUGAAUGCCCUCCUGGAUUCAACAUUGCGGACUAUCUUGUGGACCUCACUAUGCACGCCGGAAGCACCCAGUCUAUUGAUGACGGUACAGUUGGUCUCGAUAACAGUAGCGUUGGACCCAGCAGCACCCGUGCAAUCAAGUCGAUUGCUAGUGUGUCUGGCACCAGUACCGGUGAUGACGACGCAAGCUCGAGUCGGCCUAAGAACUCCCGCAGAGACUCGGUCAAGGUUCGCCAGGAGCGAGAGCUGUUUACGCGUAGAAAGACAGUUGAUACGGCAGCGUCUUCUGACGCCGGCGUUGAGGAAACUGGCGCCUAUCGUCUCCAGCAGAACCCCAUCGACUCUGCCACCACAACUCUUCUCGAGGAUCCUCACGACCUUCCCCCGGCAGCAGCCACUGGAACUGACCUGGAUAUUAUGACUCGAUCUUUUGCCCAGUCUGAGAUUGCACGUUUGACCAACGAGGAGAUUAAGCUGGCGAUUGACACCGCGGAACAUGCCAACGGCCCGAACUCGAAUGGUUACACCGCUGAGGGACCUAAUGUCAAUGUUAGCGCUGUCGGCAAGGGAUAUGCCCGGGUUGGCUAUUUGCGACAGUUCAUCAUCCUCUCUCAGAGAACCUGGAAGAACCUGUACCGAAACCCGAUGCUGAUGCUUACACACUACGCCAUUGCCAUUAUCCUGGCCGUCUUUUCGGGCUACCUCUUCUAUGGACUCACCGAUGAUAUCCCCGGCUUCCAGAACCGACUCGGUCUGUUCUUCUUCCUCCUUGCCCUCUUCGGUUUCAGCACCCUCACGAGUCUCAACGUCUUCGCCACUGAGCGUCUUCUGUUUGUCCGUGAACGGGCCAAUGGCUACUAUUCUCCUGCUACAUACUUUGCCGCCAAGGUCCUCUUUGACAUUCUCCCCCUGAGGAUCAUUCCCCCCAUUCUGAUGGGCUCAAUCAUCUACCCCAUGACUGGGUUGGUGGCUGACUACACCCACUUCAUGAACUUUAUUCUUGUUCUGGUGCUGUUCAACAUGGCUGCCGCUGCUGUGUGCCUCUUUAUUGGUAUCGUGUGCAAGGAUGGAGGUGUGGCAAACCUCAUCGGCAGCUUGGUUAUGCUGUUCAGUCUCCUCUUCGCUGGAUUCCUCCUCAAUCACGAUGCGACACCCAAGGGUGCGCUCUGGCUCCAGACGCUCUCCAUCUUCCACUAUGGCUUUGAGUCACUCAUCGUCAACGAGGUGCUCCAGCUUACACUGGUCGACAGCAAGUAUGGCCUCGACAUCACCGUUCCUGGUGCGGCUAUUCUGAGCUCUUUCGGUUUCAACAACGACGCGCUCUGGCCGGAUAUCAGGAACCUGGGCAUCUUUGCUGCCGUUUUUAUCGUACUUUCCUACGUUGCCAUGCACGUUCUGCUCAUCGAAAGGCGAUAG
Messenger RNA from Fusarium keratoplasticum, 3234 nucleotides. RefSeq lists its product as uncharacterized. Gene Ontology annotation, molecular function: ATP binding; ATP hydrolysis activity; ABC-type transporter activity. The transcript is spliced from 4 exons. NCBI's taxonomy places the organism in Eukaryota, Fungi, Ascomycota, Sordariomycetes, Hypocreales, Nectriaceae. The coding region runs from base 1 to 3234 and encodes 1077 amino acids. Gene Ontology annotation, cellular component: membrane. The record is from RefSeq and is a predicted model, not a curated record.